Molecule: messenger RNA, 3629 nt
Organism: Rhincodon typus (whale shark)
Lineage: Eukaryota; Metazoa; Chordata; Chondrichthyes; Orectolobiformes; Rhincodontidae
Product: zinc finger protein 91-like
Exons: 3
Coding region: 882-3332 (816 amino acids)
Biological process (GO): regulation of transcription by RNA polymerase II
Cellular component (GO): nucleus
Molecular function (GO): DNA-binding transcription factor activity, RNA polymerase II-specific; RNA polymerase II transcription regulatory region sequence-specific DNA binding
Source: RefSeq, a predicted model, not a curated record
GGAUUGUAGCGGAGCCUGCGCACUGUCAUUUUGCUCAGGGCUGAGAGGGGCUCGGAACCAUUUUCUUCAGCGGCUGCGAUCGCCGAGAGAAAGGGGAGCUGGUGUGUAGGAGCGUGAUUGAGAGAGAGGAGCGGGGAGUCCUCAUAAAGAGCUCGUGUAGACCGCAAACUCUAAAUAAGACCUUCCAGGCCCCUUGUUAGGAAAUCUGGGUCUUUAUCCCGGGAAGAGGCCCAGGUUUUUACAGCCGCAGCUUUGGAGAGUUUUAGAAGCAGAUGAGCUUGAGACUGGACGGAGUCGGGUGAUGUCACUGAGGUGGAAAUAGGCGGUUUUACUGAGGUGGACAUGUGGUUGGAACCUCAGUUUGGGGUGAAAUAUGGUACCAAAGAUCUGAACAGUCUCCCUUCAGUGGCUGGGGAAUGGAGUUUGUAACUGGAUUGAAGGCACUGACUUUCAUCCUUUAGUCGAAGGAAGUCUUUGUUCCUACAGUGCUGGAUGUCAGACAGUUCAGGAUGGUGUGUCUCUGAGGUGAUAAUUUUCACAUCGAUCUGCUAGUCUGAUCCUUUAAACUGGUAGAGAUUUGAGGAUUUGGAGAUCCUGUCAAAUUUCUGGAUAAGUUGCAGAUGUAUAAAGUCCCUCUCCUUUCCCCCCUGCCUCUCCUAUUUCCUCCCCCCCUUUCCCCUGCCCUUUCUUUUGUCUCACAGCCUGAUCCAUGUAGGUUCUACAGCAUAGUGUAAGCCUAGACUAGGUAACAGAUUGCUUCCCUGAUUGACAUUAGUUUUGGACACGGUUAAGCUUCGAUGACAGUCCAGCAUCACUCAUGGGUAUGCAAAGUGAAUGAUUUGAAGUGAGGAUACUUAAACCAAACAUUACAUCAUGUCCUAAUGGAGUCACCUAAUUUAUCACAACCAGAAUAUCAACAGAUUUUAAACAUGGAAGGACAAAGCACUGUUCACAAUGAAAAAAACAGAUACUCGUGUUCUGUGUGCAAAAAAGGCUUCAGCCAAGCUACUGGCCUUGAGAACCACAAAUGUAGUCCCACUGGGGAGAAACCAUGGAAAUGCAGGGACUGUGAGAAAGGUUUCAGUCACCGCUCUGCGCUGAAAAUUCACCAACGUAUUCACACCGGAGAGAGGCCAUUCAUCUGCUUCAAGUGUGGAAAGGGAUUCACUCAAUUUUCCACCCUGCUGACACACCAGCGAGUUCACACUGAGGAAAGACCUUUUAAAUGCUCAGACUGUGGGAAGUGCUUUAAAAGUUCCAGUGAGCUGAUGUCCCAUCGGCGUGUACAUACUGAGGACAGACGGUUCAGAUGCUCUGACUGUGGAAGUGGCUUUAAGUGGUCAUCUCAACUUACUGUUCACCAGCGCAUCCACACUGGGGAGAGGCCAUUCAUCUGCUCUGAAUGUGGAACUGGAUUCACUCAGUCAUAUCAUCUCAAGGCACACCAGCAGGUUCAUAGUGAGGAGAGGCCUUUUAAAUGCCCAAACUGCAAGAAGUGCUUUAAAAGUUCUAGCUAUCUGCAAUCUCAUCAACGUGUUCACACUGAGGAGAGACCUUUUAAAUGUUCCGAGUGCGAGAAGUGCUUUAAAGGUUCCAGGGAGCUGAUCGUCCAUCAACGAGUUCACACUGAUGAGAGACCAUUCAGGUGCUGUCACUGUGGGAAUGGGUUCAAACGAUCGUCCCAACUCACUAUACACCAGCGUCUUCACACUGGAGAGAGGUCAUUCAUCUGCUCUGAAUGUGGGCAGGUAUUCAUUCGGUUUUCCACCCUGUUGACACACCAGCGAGUUCAUUCUGGGGGGAGGCCAUUCACCUGCACACAGUGUGGGAAGGGAUUUCGUGAGUCAUCCCACCUCAAGGCACACCAGCGAAUUCACACUGAGGAAAGACCCUUCAAAUGUCCGGACUGUGUGAAGUGUUAUAAAAGCUCUGGAGAACUGAAGUUACACCAACGUGUUCACACAGACGAUAGACCAUUCAGGUGCUCUCACUGUGGGAUUGGGUUCAAGUGGUCGUCUCGUCUCACUGCACACCAGCGCACUCACACUGGAGAGAGGCCAUUCACUUGCUCUGAAUGUGGGAAGGGAUUUACUCAGAAAAUCCACCUCAUGACACACCAGCGAGUUCACACUGGGGAAAGACCUUUUAAAUGCACAGACUGUGGGAAGUGCUAUAUAAGAUCCUGGGACCUGAUACGCCAUCAACGUGUUCACUCUGAUGAGAAGCCUUUUAUAUGCCCAGACUGUGGGAAGUGUUUUAAAAAUUCUGGGGAACUGACGCUACAUCAACAGUGUUCACACCAAAACCAAACAUCACUUCACAAUCUGAUGGAGUCGCCUGGUUUAUUGUCGCCUGAAUAUCGUUGGAUUUUGAACAUGGAAGGAAAAAGCACAAUUCACACUGAGGAUAAACUGUACACAUGUUGUACAUGUGGACAAGGUUUCAGCAGAUUAUCUGCCCUCUCGCAACACAAGUACAGUCACACUGGGGAGAUGCCAUUCGUCUGUUCAGAGUGUGGGAAAGGAUUCACUCGAUCUUCCUUUUUACGGAAACACCAGCAAGUUCACACAGAGGAGAGACCUUUUAAAUGCCCAGACUGUGGAAAGUGCUAUAAAAGGUCUGGGGCCCUGAAGUUGCAUCAACGUGUUCACACUGGGGAGAGACCCUUCAGUUGCUCUCACUGUGGGGCUGGGUUCAAGCAAUCAUCUGACCUCAUUGAACACCAGCGGAUUCACACUGGGGAGAGACCAUUUACCUGCUCAGAAUGUGGGAAGACAUUCGCUCGGAAAUCAAUCCUGCUGAAACACCAGCAAGUUCACACAGAGGAGAGACCUUUUCAAUGCUCAGAUUGUGGAAAAUGCUAUAAAAGAUCUGGCGACCUGAGGUCACAUCAACAUGUUCACACUGAUGAGAGACUGUUUAAGUGCUCCCACUGCGGAGCUGGGUUCAGGCAGUCGUUCCAACUCACUGUACAUCAGCAAACACACACUGGGGAGAGGCCGUACACCUGCACUGAGUGUGGGAAGGGAUUCACUCAGAAAUCCAACCUUCUGAAACACCAGCGACUUCACACAGAGGAGAGACCUUUUAAAUGCCCAGACUGUGGGAAGUGCUUCAAAAGAUCUGGGGAUCUGGUGUCCCAUCAACGUGUUCACACUGAUGAGAGACCGUUCAGAUGCUCUCACUGUGGGACUGGGUUCAGAUGGUCAACCCAACUCACUGUACACCAGCGAACUCACACUGGGGAGAGACCAUUCACCUGCACUGAAUGUGGGAAGGGAUUCACUAUGAAAUCCAAACUGCUACAUCACCAGCGAGUUCAUGAACAGUGACACUGACUGGCUUUUACUGUAAUAAAUAUAGUUCCCUUCCACUCUGCCACUCAGAUUGUCUAGCAAUGAAAUUUUGUCUUAAAUGUAAUGUAACAAGUACUUUAAAAAUCUCUAACACAUGUUGACGCUCUUUGAAUUGAUCUCCUUCUGACUGGAGGAAUUGGAUUUUGCUGUUAAUCAUAUUAAGCCACAACCAUGUUCCCUAAUGUCUUUUUCGGCUGUUUUUUUAAACUCCAGCCUAGUUAUGGGUCUUAAUAAAAACAAUUAUAUCAGGUCUGUGUUAAACAGCCUACUAAA